Molecule: messenger RNA, 521 nt
Organism: Lactuca saligna
Lineage: Eukaryota; Viridiplantae; Streptophyta; Magnoliopsida; Asterales; Asteraceae
Source: the annotation of a GenBank genome assembly
UUCUUAUAAAAAGAACCGUUGGAACUGGAAGUCAAAAGGGUUGAGUCGGUGUAUUGGCGCUUAAUAUUCCCAUCUUCUUCGCUCUUCGACUCUUCACUCAUCCCUCGUUUCUCUCCAAACACAACUCAUCCCGAUCUUUGUAACUCCUCUCCCGUGGGAGCAACCGCAUCCUUCUCAGGACGCUCACAACUAUGUCUACAAUCCAAAGAAAUUAUCAAGAUCAUUCUGCCUUUAUUUUUUUGAUGUGUCUCUAUUGUGGAAGAUGCAAAACUCUGAUAUUACAAUGCGAAUCAGAUGAAUUGUUAGUGUUUAAUGUUGCUGCAUCUAAUGCAGUGAAGUCAUCUGGUUUGGUUGCUAUUGUGAAUCACUCUUCUGCAUACACAGACAUUGCAUAUUCUGAUAGUGGGAAAUUACAACCAUCACCCUUUUGGUCUCUACCAAAACCAGAUGAUGUUACUACAAUAUUUAUACACGAAAGUUAUGAAAGGUCCAAUCAGAUGAUUUCUUUAUUAGCAACUUGA